Messenger RNA from Schistosoma turkestanicum, 1827 nucleotides. The record is from the annotation of a GenBank genome assembly. NCBI's taxonomy places the organism in Eukaryota, Metazoa, Platyhelminthes, Trematoda, Strigeidida, Schistosomatidae.
AUGGAUUUCCUUGGAGUCCCAUCUUUCUUUUGUACAGGAUUAUCGGAUCAAAAAUUUGAAGAAACUUAUCAUCAAAUUUAUCAAAAUAAUAUACAAAAUUAUUAUUCACUGAUGAUGAAUAGUUUAUCAAAAUGUUCAACAUUAUCUGAAUCAACUGAUAGUCAAUUAUGUUUCAAUUCAAAUUUAACACCGACUACAAUAACAACAACACCAACCACAACAACACCGACAACAAUCACAAAUAAUUCUUUCAUGACAACAUUAUCUACUUAUAAUGAUAAUAGUAGUAUAGAAAGAAAUUUAAAAAAUUCAUUACUGAUGAUGGAUGAACAAAAUGAACCAAUCAAUUUGUGUAUUCGUGAUCAAUUGGAAUUAAAUUCAACACAAUAUACAAAUAACAUGAAAAUUAUGAAUAAUAUGUUUGAUGUGAAUAAUUUUAAUAAAACUAAGGAUAAUAAUAAUAAUAAUAACAAUAAUUACUUGACAAUUAAUGACUUAAUUAACAAUAAUAAUAAUAAUAAUAAUAAUAAUAAUAAUAAUAAUAAUUCAUUUUAUCUAACAGAUUUAACUAAUAAAAUGAAUAUGAAUUUAUUUACUAAUAAUAAUCAUAAAAAUCAAAUCAAAUCAAUCGAUAUGAGGAUCAUACCAGAUAGUUUAAAUCAAUAUUUUAUCCUGAAUUAUAAUAAUGUAAAUUAUAAAAUUGAUUGUAAUAAUAAUAAUAAUUUUGCUGCUACAACUAAUACUACUAACAACAAUAAUAAUAGUAGUAAUAUUCAAGGUAGUUCAAUGUAUUCCACAAUACGUACACCAUCGCCGACAAUACAACAAUCUAGUCUUAUUGAUCAAGAAUUUUUAACAUCCACACCUGUAUGGCGUAAUAAACAACUUGCAGAUGAUGUAGAAACAACAGAAAUGACACGAGAAAAACAAAAAGACGAAAAAAUGAAAUGGAGAAAAUAUUCACGUCAAACGAAUCGUUUAUAUUAUUCACGUAAUAAAAUUAUUACACAUACACAACGUAAAAUGAAUAGAAAACCGAAAAUUGGUUUGAAUAAUAAUAAUAACAAUGUAUAUAAGAAUUUGACUAGUGGUGAUGAUGUUGCUAAUGAUGUUGAUGAUGAUGUUAAAGAAAAUGGUGAUAUUUGUAAUGCAAAUACUCGAUCGAUUUGUAGAAGACGUCGUGUUGGUUGGCGUGGUACAACAAUAUGUGCAGCAUGUGGAUUAAUGUUUGAAGGAAUGAAUCAACUUAAUAUGCAUUAUUCAAUGAUACAUGGACGUCUUCUAGAAUCUGAAUGUAAUUUUGCUCAAUAUUCGAAUAGUAAAACAUCAAAAUUAUUAUUUCAAGCUCAACUUGACCUUUUAAUAUCUGAAAAACAAUUACAAAGCAAUAAUUCUCUAACAUCUACCAAUACUACUACUACUUCCACUACUACUGGUAUGAAUGAGAAUAAUUUUAUUCCAACAACCUCAACUGCAACAUCAACAUCAAUAGUAACUUGUGAAGAAAAUAAUCACAAUAGUCAAUCAACCCAUCCAAUCAAUAAACCAGUAGAUCAAUCUGCUCACCAAGAACACCAACACCAACAAGCAGUCAAUAAUCCUUCAAACAAAAGUUAUCCUUGUCCAAAAUGUAAUUAUACAGCAAAAUGGCCAACAGAAUUACAAAAACAUGUUAUGGUACAUGCUAAUUCACGACCAUUUAUUUGUUGUGUCUGUGCAACAAGUUAUAAAUGGAGUUGGGAUUUAGGUAGACAUUUUACUAAUUCACAUCCUAAUUUACCGAAUCCAUAUAAACGUCAGCGGAUUGGGAAAACACAAAAAUGUUGA